UCAGCUUUGCUAAACUCAUCUAAACAGGUCACUCUCCGAUUCUUCGUAUUGGAACAUUCAAUUGAUCGAUUUGGAGAGUGUCAAAGAGAUGGCUGGGCACAAGAUCGCACACGCAACUUUAAAAGGACCAAGUGUUGUGAAGGAGUUAGUUAUUGGCCUCGCACUUGGGCUAGCGGCUGGUGGGCUAUGGAAGAUGCACCACUGGAACGAGCAGAGGAAAACAAGGUCCUUCUAUGAUUUGCUUGAGAGAGGCGAGAUUGCUGUUGUUGUUGCAGAUGAGUAGUUAGUAAAGAAAUGUACUUGUCAACAAUAAUAAGUGUUUAAACUCACUGUUUUGACGAUGACGAUUACCUCAAAAUAUUUAGUGUUUGUUAGUUCAAUGUAAUAACAGGGUUAAAAACCCAGACAUCGUUUGAUCUCAUUAGUUUUAGCUGCAGGCAGUAUAACAUACGAUGAUUUCUAGCAUCUCUUAACACAAAAUAAACUUGUGAAUGUUGU
Molecule: messenger RNA, 498 nt
Organism: Arabidopsis arenosa
Lineage: Eukaryota; Viridiplantae; Streptophyta; Magnoliopsida; Brassicales; Brassicaceae
Source: the annotation of a GenBank genome assembly